CCUCAACUCCCUAGCACGGUCUAAUUCUCCUCGCUUUUGUGUACAUAUUCAUUCGACCUAUAAUGGACGGAUCCUUGGACAACUACGACCCCCAGAACCUAUCGCCAGAAGGUCUAGAACAGGCGCUGACCUCACUAAAGCAGCACUUGUUAAAGACCGAGGCAGCCAAGGUACUGCUGCCGGCGAAGGAUUCGCCAUUCAAUCGUGCUGCGCUAGGGCGCCUACCUAGCUUUCUCAACCUCGUGUUCACCCCCGAGAGGCAGCAAGAUCGAAAAAUACAAGCCCUCCAAGCGUUAGACCUAACAUCCUUAAUCACCUGCGGAUUAUGUCUCACUCAGAAAAGCCUGGAUACUAUGAGAAAGGAGCUCUUUGACGUGUUCCUCGAGCAAGCCAAGAUUACCUCGCGACGGAGCGUCGACGCCAUCCUGAAAAGCGACGACGUUUAUAAGGCCGUAGUAAAGGUGCGAAACGCAGAGUUCAUUGUAGUACCUCAACCUACGAAGAAUAUUAAGUACCUCUAUGCCGCCUACUCUUCAGUAUUUUUUGGAUGGAAACUCUUCCUGGUGCUAUUCUGGAGUCCCCCAGGCAGGACAGACCAUGUUCCCUCGUUUAUUGAUGAGGGCCAUCCCGGCCUGGUCACUACAUUCCUACCUUCGGUAGGAUUUAUGGACGGCCUGAUUAGGGUAGUGGUUAGGUUUGACUAGUCCCUUCUUCAAACGUUAUUUGGAUGGGCAGGUCACGAGAUCAUUGGCACAGAUCCAUUUUCACUAGGUUGUGCUGUGAAGAAUUAGGUUGCCUUAGCGUUUAGUAACGACGUUUUGCAAGCCCUCACUACGAGUCACAUGUGGAGCCAGGA
Trematosphaeria pertusa is the source of this 856-nucleotide messenger RNA. RefSeq lists its product as uncharacterized. The record is from RefSeq and is a predicted model, not a curated record. The coding region runs from base 63 to 704 and encodes 213 amino acids. The transcript has 3 exons. Lineage: Eukaryota; Fungi; Ascomycota; Dothideomycetes; Pleosporales; Trematosphaeriaceae.